Carassius auratus (goldfish) is the source of this 6273-nucleotide messenger RNA. RefSeq names its product intersectin-2. The transcript has 40 exons. Lineage: Eukaryota; Metazoa; Chordata; Actinopteri; Cypriniformes; Cyprinidae. Gene Ontology annotation, biological process: intracellular signal transduction; positive regulation of Rho protein signal transduction. Bases 240 to 5435 code for a protein of 1731 amino acids. The record is from RefSeq and is a predicted model, not a curated record. Gene Ontology annotation, molecular function: calcium ion binding; protein binding; guanyl-nucleotide exchange factor activity.
AUCACUUGUGGAUAGUGAAACGACGCCGCAGUCCACGGUCUAUUCUGCAGUGAGCAGGUACAGCCGCUCCUUCACCUGGAUGCCAAAACAACACGUCUCCCGUUACCCGAGGAUAUUUUCGGUUACGCUGGCUCUGUUUAUAUGAAAUCACAAUAAAACUGUCGUUCUCUUUCUCGAUAUGCACGAUGAGUAUUAGCCAGCCGGUCGAGUAGAGGGUCCCUCACAUCCCACCUGCAGUCAUGAAUGUUGGUUUUAAUAUUUGGGCUAUAACUCCAGAAGAGAGGGGGAAACAUGACAAACAGUUUGACUCUCUGGCACCCACUCUGGGUUAUUUGUCAGGAGAUCAAGCUCGAACUUUCUUCCUACAGUCUGGUCUUCCCACAGCAGUCCUAGCAGGCAUCUGGGCAUUGGCGGAUAUAGGAAAGGAUGGAAAGAUGGACAGAUUGGAAUUCUCCAUUGCAAUGAAACUAAUUAAACUGCAGCUGCAGGGUCAACCCCUCCCGUCCAGCCUGCCAAUCAUCAUGAAGCAGACACCUACCCAUGUUAUGACACCAUCAUUACGCUUUGGUAUGGGCUCCAUGCCAAAUCUGUCUGCCAUGUCAGUGAUGCCCAUCCUAACUGCCAUCCCCACAGCCCCUGUUAUGACCCCUUUGGUUCCUGUACCCACCGUGAUGUCAGGACCAUUGCCUCAGAUGCCCAACUCUCUCAGUGUGCCAGCUUUACCUAACGGCAAUGCAACUCUCCUCACACCAACACCAGCAUUCUCAGUCUCCAGUGGAUUGAGUAAAUCUCACUCGCUCUUGGACCUUGGCUCUAGCAGUUCUAACUCUUCCUCCACCACCUCCCUUGCAAGUAAUUCCCCCAAAAUGAAUGCAUCUGAUUGGGCGGUGCCUCAGUCAUCCCGUCUGAAAUACAGACAGCAGUUCAACAGUCUAGACAAGCUGAUGAGUGGAUACCUGUCAGGUCCCCAGGUCAGAAAUGCCCUCACAGCAUCAAACCUCACACAAACACAGCUUGCCACUAUAUGGGCUCUUGCUGAUGUAGAUCGUGAUGGGCAGUUGAGAGCGGAAGAGUUUAUUCUAGCAAUGCACCUGGUUGAUAUGGCCAAGACUGGGCGGCCCUUACCUCUGACUCUACCUCCUGACCUUGUGCCACCUUCACUCAGACAAGUGAAGUCAUGUGACCUGCUGAACGGACCUGUUCCUUUGAUUAACACUGAGCUGAUUGAGCCAGAACAUCCACAGAAAAGCAAGAGUAAUGUGUCAUUUGAGGAUAAACUAAAGGAGAAUUUCCAGAGAGGAAACACAGAGCUGGAAAAACGACGUCUGGCUCUGCAGGAGGAACAAAAGAGAGAGGAGGAGAGGAGGAGAGAAGAGGAGAGACGAGAGGAGGAGAGGAGACGACAGAAGGAGCGGGAGGAAAGAGAACAAAAGGAGAGAGAAGCCCGGGAGAUGGAGCUGAGGAGACAGAGGGAGGAGGAGAGGAGGAUGGAGAGGCAGAGAGAGCUGGAGCGACAGAGAGAAGAAGAAAGACUGAAAGAAUUAGAGCGACGAGAGGAAGCGGAGCGACAGAGGCGAAUGGAAUGGGAGAAGAGUAAACGAGUGGAGCUUCAGACACAGAGAGAAAAAGAGCAGAGUGACAUACAGAGACUUAAAGACAGGAAGAGGAGUCUCGAGAUGGAGCUGGAGGCGGUGGGUAACAAGCAUAAGCAGAUCUCUGAUAGGCUGCGGGACGCCAAGAGUAAGAGGCAGAUCCAGCGGACCGAGCUAGACUUGAUCAAUCAGAAGAGAGAUAGUCGUAUUAUAGAUAUCAAUUCUCUACAGUUGCAGUUUGAGGAAAUUCAGAGGCAGCUGAGUCAUCUUGGUCCUGAGAAGCAGCGACUGACAGAGAGACUUCUACAUCUUACCCAAAACAACUCAAGUCCUUUGAUAAAUUAUGUGAAACAGAGUUUGUGCGAGAAAGAUCUGAGCUGUCGGAAGCUGAAGGAGCAGCUGGAUGUUUUGGAGAGAGAGACCACUGUGAAACUCUCACAAAUGGAGCAGUACAACAGAGAAAUCAAGUUUGUAGAAAUGGAUGACUGUGUGCUUCAAGGACUUCUCUCUUUGCUGGGUUGCCUAACCAAUCUCUUCCUUCUAAUAAAGGAAUUGAGACAGAGGCAGAGCCAGCAGCAGGACGUCCUAGAGCAGCUCAGGAGGGUGAGAUCUGAGAAACUCAAAGAGCUACAGAGACACAGGAAAGAGGAGGAGGAGAGGAAGAGGAAGAAAGAGGAGGAGGAGAGGCAGAGGAAGAAAGAGGAGGAGGAGAGGAAGAGAAAGAAAGAGGAGGAGGAGAGGCAGAGGAAGAAAGAAGAGGAGGAGAGGAAGAGGAAGAAAGAGGAGGAGGAGAGGCAGAGGAAGAAAGAGGAGGAGGAGAGGAAGAGGAAGAAAGAGGAGGAGGAGAGGAAGAGGAAGAAAGAGGAGGAGGCUGCCAGACAGGUGAAGCUGGAGCAGGAGGAAGCAGAGCGUCAGAGGAUGCUUGCCCAGGAGCGAGAAGCCAAACUCAGGGAAGAACAGCAGCGUCAGGCCCAAGCCCGACUUCAGGAAGCCCAGGAGCAGGCUCGAGAGAAAGAGGAGAAGAGGAGGGCGGAGGAGAGACAGAGGGAGGAGAAGGAAGGAGAAAGGAAUGAACUGGCUCUACACACUCAGCCCUCCAUGACAUACAAUAUCACAGAGAACAAAAGCUUGCAGCCAGUGGUGACUACUGAAGCUACAUGUGCUGCCCUCACCACCUACAGAGCUCUCUAUCCCUUCACCGCACGCAACUCUGACGAGCUCACACUGGAGGCAGACUGUCUGAUCGAGGUAGAUGAAUCGACAGUUAGAGAGACCGGCUGGCUGUAUGGGAGUUACUGUGGUAACAGCGGCUGGUUUCCAGAGAGUUAUGCUGAGAGAUGCAGUAAAGACACUCAGACUGAACCGACUGCAGCCGAUUCACAAUCCACGGCUCCCUCUACCAGCUACCCUGGAAUUCCUCGGGUGGACAUAGAAGGACCAACACCAACACACACACCAGCGUCUUCAAACACACAACACUCACAGGCUGUAGCUCUGUGUGAAUGGAGCGCUAUGACUGACAGUCACCUGGGCUUCUCUAAAGAUGACGUCAUCACGGUUCUGGAGAAGCAGGAGAACUGGUGCUACGGAGAGCUCAACGAGAGCCGGGGCUGGUUCCCUUGCUCAUAUGUCUCCAUGGUUAUCACCAAUAACACACAGACUGAGCCGUUGCUUUCUACUGUGGAUGAGAUAGAAGUUUCAGAUUCUGGUCCUUUUGAGGAGUAUGUGGCUCUGUACACAUAUGAGAGUCCAGAGUCAGGUGACCUGACGUUCUGCACGGAUGAUGUUGUCCUGGUAACAGAGAGGGAAGGAGAAUGGUGGAGAGGGUGCAUCGGUGACCAGUCUGGCCUCUUCCCUUCCAACUACGUUAAACCCAAAGAGCCUGAUACUGCCAAUCCUGGAGUUCCCGGUAAAAAGCCAGAGAUUGCUCAGGUGACUACAGCCAGUGCUGCCAAAACACCAGAACAACUGAGUCUGACACCUGGUCAGCUUAUUGUGGUGCUGCAUAAGAACUCUAACAGCUGGUGGCUGGGUGAACUACAGGCACGGGGUAAAAAGCGUAAAAAGGGCUGGUUCCACUCCUCUAAUGUCAGAUUACUGGAAGCUAACAGCGGAAAAAUAACUCCAGCAUCUCAGCCAUUGUGUCAGGUUAUUGCAAUGUAUGACUACAAAGCAGCCAAUAAGGAUGAAAUGAGCUUCCAAAAAGGUCAGCUGAUCACCGUACUCAACAAGGACAACCCUGACUGGUGGAAAGGAGAGGUCGCUGGGGUCAUAGGGCUGUUUCCAACUAAUUAUGUGAAGAUGACCACAGAAUGUGAUCCCAGCCAGCAAUGGUGUGCUGAUCUGCUCAGUUUAGACACUAUGUGCACUGAGGAGAGGAAGAGGCAAGGCUACAUCCAUGAGCUCAUUCAGACAGAAGAGUCCUAUCUGGAGGACCUGGAGCUGGCACUAGAGGUGUUCUAUAAACCAAUGGCAGAGUCAGGGCGGCUAACGGAGGCUGAGAUGAGCAUGAUCUUUGUGAACUGGCGGGAACUGAUCAUGUGCAGCACCAAACUCCUAAAAGCUCUGCGUGUCCGUAAGAAGAUGGCUGGAGAGCGGAUGCCCGUGCAGGUGGUGGGGGAUAUUCUGUCCUCAGAGCUCUCUCACAUGCAGGCCUACAUUCGCUUCUGCAGCUGCCAGCUCAAUGCUGCGGCCCUGCUGCAGCAGAAAACAGACAAAUCACCUGACUUCAAACUCUUUCUGAAGAAAAUUGCCAGUAAUUACCGCUGUAAAGGAAUGCCACUGUCCAGCUUCCUCCUGAAACCCAUGCAGAGAAUCACACGCUACCCACUGCUGAUCAAGAACAUUCUGGAGAAUACCCCUCCAACUCACGCAGAUCACGCAAACCUGCGGGCGGCGCUGGAGCAGGCCGAGGAGUUGUGCUCACAGGUGAACGAGGGUGUGAGAGAGAAGGAGAACUCUGACCGGUUGGAAUGGAUCCAGAACCAUGUGCUGUGUGAUGGAGUCAUUGAGCACCUCGUAUUUAACUCUUUGACGAACUGCCUGGGCCCUCGAAAAUUGCUGCACAGCGGCAAACUACAUAAGACCAAGAGCAGCAAGGAGCUUUGGGCCUUCCUGUUUAACGACUUCCUGCUCCUCACCUACACCUCCAAACAGUUCUCAUCUGGGCCUGACAGACUCUUCAACCCCAACUCAAAUGCACAGUACAAGAUGUAUAAAACGCCAGUGUUUCUGAAUGAGGUCUUGGUAAAAAUGCCCUCUGACCCUUCCAGUGAUUAUCCAGUUUUUCACAUCUCACACAUUGAUCGCGUUUACACUCUUAAGGCUGACACCAUUAAUGAGAGGACUACAUGGGUACAGAAGAUCAAAGCAGCAUCUGACAACUUCAUAGAGACUGAGAAGCUGAAAAGAGAGAAAGCAUACCAAGCUCGCUCGCAGAAGAACAGUGGAAUCGGGCGACUGUUAGUAACGGUCCUGGAGGCGACAGAGUUGAAGCCCUGCAAACCAAACGGGAAGAGUAACCCAUACUGUGAGCUAACGAUGGGUGCUCAGUGCUACACGUCCCGCCAUCAGCCCGACACACUCAACCCCAAAUGGAACUUCAACUGCCACUUCUUCAUAAAAGACCUGUAUCAGGACGUCCUCUGUCUCACCAUCUUUGAGAGGGACCAGUUCUCUCCCGACGAUUUUCUAGGUCGUACUGAAGUUCCUGUAGCAACAAUAAAGAAGGAUCAAGAUGGUAAAGGUCCACUGGCACGUCGUCUGCUGCUUCAUGAAGUUCCAACUGGAGAGGUCAAAGUGCGGCUUGACCUGCAGCUUUAUGAUCAAACACCUCAACCAUGAACUCCACAUCUGUUUCAUUAGCACUACAAUAUUUAACAGACCACUUAAUACAAGUUUAUUCAUUGGUGUUAAUUUGUAAAAGUAUAGGAGUGACUCGGUACACUUUUGAUAUGAAAAAGGUGAACCACUUAGCAUAUGUUUAUAUGCAGUGAAAUAGAAGCUGGUAGUCUCAUUUACUCUCACAGAUGCUUGAUGUUGUAUAAUGAGAAACAUUGGGUAAUAACAUGAUGAUUUGUUUGGGACAGGAACUGGUUUUUACUUUCGAAUUUGUACAUUUUAAAAAUGUAUUAGUAAUCUGUACUGUUGCUUCCUAAGUAUAAAAAGACUCAAAUUAUGUCACUGAAAUUGCUACAGUUCAGUAAUUUGUUGAUUCCACAAAGCCAAUCAUACAUAUGCUUCCCUAACCUCUUUCCGGUUUAAUUGUUUUAUUAUUAAAUACUGAAACACAGUUUUAAAAACACUGUAAUAUAUUUAAUUAUAUAAAGACCAAAUUAUAUAUAAUGUUAUCUAAAAUUUUGUGACGCAACACAAAUUAUGCUUUAACUUCUCAAUUGUACAAAUUUAGGGAAGAUUUAUAAAAUCUUUAAGAAUGUAUAAUAUGGGUCUUAUGAUUUUCCUAUGAUGAUUUUAAUAAUAGCAUUUGGUUUUAUGAACAGACUGGGUCUGGAUGUUGUACAUUUGAGUUGUUGAUGAUGAAUGUCGAAAGUUAUUGUGUUAUUUUUUCUUUGUUAUGUUAUUUGUUUAAUAUAUAAAACGUCUAUGGGAAUAGAUUAUUGUAUGGUUUUGGGUGUAAUUCAUUUACUGUAUAACAAAGACAAAAAAACAACAACAGAAUAUU